GAUGAGACCGGCGAAGCAUCGCCGAGCAAUUGAUUUCUGCUGCACAUAUAUCAUCGCCCUCAUUGUGGCCGCAGACAUUGUGCUAGUAGCAAUUUAUCAACAUUGUUAAGAGGGAUUGAAGAUGGUCUACAAAUCACCCUUUCCACUACUGGACAUUCCAGAAACCAACAUUCUCUCUUAUGUCUUUCCCGACGACCAGACACCGUCGAAUAAACCCAUAUGGAUAGAUGCCCAAGACCCUACAAAAUCUUUAUCAUCCAGCCAGGCUUUGGAAUGGAUCAAACGUCUAGGCUCAUUCCUGGAGCAUCAGCGGAUCCCUAAGGGCGAGGUGGUCAUGAUCCUGACCCCGAACCACAUCUUCGUUCCUGUCGCCUACUUGGGCAUUGUCGGUGCAGGAAGGGUGUUUAGUGGUGCAAACCCCAUCUACACUAGUACUGAGAUUGAGCAUCAGAUCAGGAACACUGGGACUAGGUUGAUCCUCGUUCAUCCUUCUUUGGUUGGAACGGCAGUCGAAGCUGCUCGCAAGGCGGGUUUGGGGAAGGACAGCAUCUUCCAGUUUUCAGAUCAUCCUUGUCAACCUUUUCAGGGCGUUCAAGACUGGCGGGAUGUCGCUGUCGACGCCGACCGCUUCUCCUGUGAUCAGCUGGGAGAAACUUCGAGACGUACACUGGCAACGAUCAAUUAUUCAUCUGGCACCACUGGACUACCUAAAGGAGUUUGCGUUUCACAUUAUAACAUUAUUGCCAAUUCAGAGCAAACUAUCUUCAUACGGGACCAGGAACAGCCUUACCAGCCGUCGGCAAGGCCUGAAGAGCGCUGGCUUGGAUUUCUUCCACUCUAUCAUGCAUAUGGACAACUCUAUAUGUGUGUCAUGGCACCGAGAAUGUCAAUACCAGUGUACAUCAUGCAAAAGUUUGUAUACGAGGACUUCCUUAAUUGCAUCCAGAAAUAUCGCAUUACUCAUCUCCAGGCAGCGCCACCAAUCCUGGUAAUGCUGGAUAAAAGACCGGAAACAUCGAAAUACGACCUAAGUAGCGUCAAGAACAUCCUGUGCGGUGCUGCGCCACUUUCUAAAGAGCUCCAGAAUGCGGUAUCAAAAAGGUUUAAGGUCAAUAUCAUUCAAGGCUGGGGCAUGACGGAAGUGACUUGCGGUGCUGUUCACGUUCCAGGAGGACGCGUGGAUGAUUCCGGAAGUGUUGGAGUUCUCGAUCCGAAUUGCGAAUGCAAACUUCUUGACGAUGACGGCAAGGAGGUUGCAGCUGGGGAACCCGGAGAGAUGCACGUGAAGGGGCCUCAGAUAUGCUUAGGCUACUGGAAAAAUGCCUCGGCGACAAAGGAAACACUUGACGACGAGGGAUGGCUGAAGACGGGAGACAUUGCUGUGGUUAGAAAGGACUGGUUUUGGAUCGUGGAUCGCAAAAAAGAGCUCAUCAAGGUGAAUGCCCUUCAGGUCGCACCAGCUGAGCUGGAGGCUGUCCUGCUCGAACACGAAAGUAUCGCAGAUGCAGCAGUUGUCGGGAUCACCCUGAACAACGAGGAAUGGCCUCGGGCAUACGUGACGCUGAAGGACGAUAGCAAGGGCAAGAUUACGGAGGAGCAUAUCCAAGAAUGGAUGAAAGACCGAGUUGCGAAGCAUAAGCGGUUAGUGGGUGGAAUCAGGUUCAUUGACGAGGUACCGAAAUUGGCGAGCGGGAAAAUUCAACGGAAGGUAAUGAGAGACUGGGCUAAGCGGGAUGCGCAAGAGAUGCAGGGCUCGCUGAAAGCUAGGCUAUAGGCAGAGAAAUUCAUCCGGUAGGGAGAAGUGCGUCGUACC
Messenger RNA from Exophiala viscosa, 1813 nucleotides. RefSeq lists its product as uncharacterized. Bases 122 to 1774 code for a protein of 550 amino acids. Gene Ontology annotation, molecular function: CoA-ligase activity. The record is from RefSeq and is a predicted model, not a curated record. Lineage: Eukaryota; Fungi; Ascomycota; Eurotiomycetes; Chaetothyriales; Herpotrichiellaceae. The transcript has 2 exons. Gene Ontology annotation, biological process: secondary metabolic process.